This is a messenger RNA of Exaiptasia diaphana, 2754 nucleotides long. Its product is annotated as E3 ubiquitin-protein ligase TRIM71. Gene Ontology annotation, molecular function: zinc ion binding; protein binding; translation repressor activity. Gene Ontology annotation, biological process: negative regulation of translation; proteasome-mediated ubiquitin-dependent protein catabolic process; protein polyubiquitination. Lineage: Eukaryota; Metazoa; Cnidaria; Anthozoa; Actiniaria; Aiptasiidae. The transcript has 2 exons. The record is from RefSeq and is a predicted model, not a curated record. Bases 32 to 2353 code for a protein of 773 amino acids.
ACUGAUUUCAUAUAGCGUCGUUUAUAUAGACAUGGACAUCCAAAGCCUAUUGGAAAACUUAGAAGAACUUCUUACCUGCCGACACUGUUCCAAUAUCUUCAGGAAGCCUAAGAUAACACCAUGUUUACACUCAUUUUGUUGUGAGUGCUUGAAUGAAAUUGCCAGCAGUCGGCCAUAUCAAGGAUUCAUCGAGUGUCCAGUUUGCCAGUAUGAAAUCAAAAAGCCAGAAGGAGGUCGCUUUGAAUCGCUUCCUUCUAGUUUCUUUUUGCAUCGUCUUUUGGAUGUGUUUGUGGCAAAAAGAAGGAGCUACUCUGAUGCAAGCUGUGGCAAUUGCCAUCGGAACCUGGUUCUCAGUUCGUUCUGUUUUAGUUGUAAUGUGUUCAUGUGUGAAGAGUGUUUCAGUGCCCAUCAUGUUAUCACRAGAAACAAUGCRCACAGGACGGUUGCUCUAGGAAGGCUGAAACAGAAAGACUACGAAGAACUCUUUCGAAGGUCCACUUUUUGUGCCCACAAGUUCAACGAAAARGGAAUCGUCGAGUACUUUUGCUAUGACUGCGAUGCGUGUGUUUGUCACGUUUGUAAUGUUGCCAUUCAACACAAACAUCAAAUCGUAGACAUCGACGAGGCUGCCAAAGACCAGAAGAUGAAGCUCCGUGACGUGAACGCUAAGCUAAAGACAAAAUUAAAAUCGGUAGAACUCGGUAUCAGUAAUGUUGAAUUCAGAAGUAUCGAGGUGCAAGAUCAAAUCGAUUACACAAAGAAAGAAAUCCGAUCUAAAAUUGGUAACAUGAUUGACAUCCUGAAGAAACACGAGGAAGACAUGCUGCAAGAGGUCGAACGAAUUCGUAAAGACAAACAAGAAAAUUUGACCUUCCAGCUCAAAAUGUACGAAACAAUGCAUAAACAAACAAAAAGCUCUAUUGAAUUUACCGAAGGACUUAUCGAAAGGAACCUCAGCGAAGAGAUAUUGACAAUCAAGAACCACGUGCUGGAAAGGGCAAGAGCUAUCAACUCCACUUACGUAGGGACAAAUCCUGCAGAGAACGAGCGAGUAGGUUAUGUGGCUAACACCAAAGCUUUUGAAGCCAUUCAAAAAGAGUUUCUUGGUCACAUCAGUACAAGUCUAACGGAGCCUGCCGUUUGUAAUGCUGAAGGCAAUGGUAUUAUGGACGUAUCCGCUGGAGAAGAAGUGUACUUUACGGUGACAACGCGCAACGCACAGGGGGAGGUCUACUAUAGCGAAAUCGAUCAUGUCGUCGCGGCGGUGAAAUCCGAUUUGUGGGGAGAUAUCGAGGCAUCUGUAAAAAACUACCAGGACGGWAGGUACGAAGUAAGCUACAUCCCAAGAGUGCCUGGAAAUCACAAAAUCCAGGUAGAAGUUAGCGGAGAGCAUAUAGAUGGAAGUCCGUUUGUUGUCUCUGUCAAGCAACCAGUAUUAACACCAGUCAAAUCAUUUGGAUCUCAUGGCAAAAAGGCAGGAAGUCUUUUGCAGCCCCAUGGUGUUGCAACUAAUACUAUUGGCCAGAUUGUACUUUCUGACAGCCUCAAGCACCAAAUACAAGUUUACACUUCAGAUGGAACCCACAUGCUUGACUUUGGGGAGGAAGGGUUCGACGAUGGGCAGUUCAUGCAUCCAAUGUCUAUUGCAUUUGAUAACUCUGAACGUUUCCUCUUCGCUACGGACAGUGACAACAAUAGGAUCCAAGUAUUUGAUGUCAAAGCUGGACGGUUUUCCAGGAAGUUUGGGACAGAAGGGAAUGGACCAGGACAGUUCAAUGGACCAUGUGGCAUUAGCAUAGAUAACACUGACAGAGUGAUUGUAACAGAUUGGAGUAACCACAGGAUCCAGGUAUUCACCAUCGAGGGCAAGUUUCUGUUCAAGUUUGGAGACAGGGGUAGUGACAGACUUGCUCAUCCCAGAUGUGCAAUCUAUCAUGAGAAAGAAAACUGUUUUGUUGUUUCUGACACUGGGAACAAUGUUCUCAAAGUGUUUGACUCCGAUGGAAAAUUCUCGCAUAUAAUAGGACGACCAGGCCAGAAACGUGGUGAGCUUCGUGGACCGAGGGGACUUGCUAUUGACAAGGAUAAGAACAUAGUUGUGUGCGAUUUUGAGAAUCAUCGACUUCAAUUUUUCAAAAUUGAUGGGACUGUUCUUAAUUCCUUUGGCGCGAGAGGAAAGGGAAUCGGUCAGUUUGCAUUUCCACUAAGUGUAUCAAUAACUGGAGGAGGAGCAAGGGUUGUUGUCAGCGACUGGGGGAACAAUAGAAUACAAAUCUUUAAAUCUAGAGAUGAAAACAGCUCUCCUAAUCUCAAGUACAGUAUUCCUAGCAUAAGCAGAAUGAGCACAAGUUAGGUUAUUUUUGAAUUAGAAAUAUAUAAGAACUAUUUUGAAAUUUUACGGUGAAAUAUCACUUGCAUAAUUGCCCUGCCAGUACAAUAUGAUUUCCUUGGAGUUGUCAAUCAUGGGCCUUUCGGAGAUAGGAUAAGACAGGAAUCCCAACCCUUUUACUUCAAGCACCACAGGGUAACCAUGAGGAUAAUUGAUAAGAGAUAUCUCAAAAUUAUGCCUCAUCGAUCCUGAAAUAUAAUUUUGAAUACGAUAAUGUUACACUACAUCACAAUCUAGAUUCUAGAGAAGCAAAUAACUUGUUUGUUGCAUGCUCGCAAGUCACUGAUAAUUUUGRAAAGAAUUUUAGUCUGCAUGAGAGAUAUUUUAUGUAAAAUUAAGCUUAAAUAAAAUCAUCCAAUUUUUUA